Mycetomoellerius zeteki is the source of this 1591-nucleotide messenger RNA. RefSeq lists its product as uncharacterized. Gene Ontology annotation, biological process: response to X-ray; double-strand break repair via nonhomologous end joining; DNA recombination. The record is from RefSeq and is a predicted model, not a curated record. Bases 659 to 1561 code for a protein of 300 amino acids. Gene Ontology annotation, cellular component: DNA ligase IV complex; nucleus; DNA-dependent protein kinase-DNA ligase 4 complex. Gene Ontology annotation, molecular function: DNA binding. NCBI's taxonomy places the organism in Eukaryota, Metazoa, Arthropoda, Insecta, Hymenoptera, Formicidae. The transcript has 3 exons.
GUUAGCAGGGUGGCCAACAGACAUUCAUAUUCUCUCGUAACCUCUUAUAUAUUGUCAAUUUUACGGAGCUUUGUCUAUCUGAAAUUUCAUCAGUGAGUGAGAAUACAAAAUGAAUGAUAUUAUAAAUUACAUAUUUUUUGACGAAUUUGCUGGUUACAAUUUAGAAAAACGUCGAAGACCACGUUAGAACCAAGAGGUUACGAGAAAAUAUGUGUCUGUUGGUCACCCUGCUAACUUUAACCGUCGGUUAAUCUAACCGUGGUUGGUGAAAUUGGCCCUUAAGUGGAACGCAGUCCUAGUGAUUUUAGCCGGACCUUCUCUCUACUGUGACGUCCUCGGUGGCGCAAUCUCGCAUUACAUAUUAAAGAACAUUGACGGGUGACGCAUUGUACGUGAUGGAUCACGUCACUAAUCUAUAAUGCACACGUUAUCAAUUUUUAAUCAUAUUUAUGAAUCAUUGAAGUACAAACCUAAUUGUCGAAUCCGAUCGACGAAAUUCUUUUUUUAUUUUGUGUCAAAAUGUAUUUUCUUCUGACAAGAGUUCUUAACCAAUCGAGUUGACAAAAUCUUCAUCAGAUGACUGCACAUCAGAUGUUUUUGAUGCCUUUUUUCAUUAAUUGCCUCGCACUUUUUUUCUGGAUUACCGAAAAGAAACGUCAUGAAUGCGAGCGUAAGUCAGCUUGUGAAUCAAGUGGACAAGAACAAUUUUAUACUAUACACAGAAUGGGAGGAUACAUCUUUCAAAAUAAUAGUGUUGAGGACAUGUACGCUACCAUUAAGUGGCGAGAUGCAUGCAGAGAAUGCCAAUUACUUCUUAAAUCACUUGGACGAAUCCUUUGAAACGUAUCUGGAGAAAACAAAACAAGCAUUCUCUGGGAAAAACACUGAUAUACAGUUCUUUCUGCAGGAUGAAUCAUAUGGAACAACAUUCACAUGGAAACAACAAAAUGUUCUUACUCGUGGAGAAAUUGCAAUGCAUUCUCUUUCAAAUAUAUUAAUUCUGUCUGACACUUUAAAACAGUCAUUAGAAUUUUAUCAACAAUACCAAGAGCGAGCACUGGCACUGGAGAAAGAGAAUGAACAUCUAAAGAAAACCAAUACAAAACUGAUCAUGGAUUUAGAGGAAAUAAUAAACAAGAAGACCACUAUGGAGAAAGAUCUUUACAUGAAAUUUCUUUUACUUCUAAAUACAAAGAAGAAAAAGAUUAGAGAGCUUCAAGAGGCUUUAAAUAAUACAAAAAAGUCAGCAUAUAAUGAAACCACUGAUGAUGAAAGUGAUGGAUCAGAUGUAAAGAGUAAGAAAAUACACAAUACUAAACCAUCUAAGCUAAGGAAACACAAAAUUGAUUAUGAAAAUGAGGAAGUUAUACCAAAGAGUAGUAAGAAAAAUUUUAAGAGAUGCAUGAAUUUCUCUUCUAGUGAAGAUACAAGCCCUGAGCCUUCAACAAGUAAAGUCAAUUUAAUGUUACAAAACACAAAUAUGUAUGAUAGAGUGAAAUCCAAGCAAGUUUUUAACAGUUUAGAAGAACAUAAUAGCUCCGAGGAGGAUAUGUUUUCCUAAUAACCAAAGUAAUAUAUUGCGUUCUUUUCC